UUAAAAUUAAAAGGCAAAAUUCAGUUAAAAGACUCCUAAGAGCAACGCCAAUAGUCAGAAUGUUGUCACAUUUAUAAUGCUAUACAUAUAAACAAAACAGGACUUGAAUCAAAAUACUACAACAUAAGGUACUAAAAACAACAUUAGAUAUGCUAGAGGCUCAAAGGAGUCUGAACUUGGUACCAACAACAACAUUAGAUAUGCUAGAGGCUCAAAGGAGUCUGAACUCGGUACCAACUACAACAUGAGAUAUGCUAGAGGCUCAAAGGAGUCUGAACUUGGUACCAACUACAACAUUAGAUAUGCUAGAGGCUCAAAGGAGUCUGAUCUCGGUACCAACUACAACAUUAGAUAUGCUAGAGGCUCAAAGGAGUCUGAACUCGGUACCAACUACAACAUUAGAUAUGCUAGAGGCUCAAAGGAGUCUGAACACAGUACCAACUACAACAUUAGAUAUGCUAGAGGCUCAAAGGAGUCUGAACUCGGUACCAACAACAACAUUAGAUAUGCUAGAGGCUCAAAGGAGUCUGAACUCGGUACCAACUACAACAUUAGAUAUGCUAGAAGCUCAAAGGAGUCUGAACUCGGUACCAACUACAACAUUAGAUAUGCUAGAGGCUCAAAGGAGUCUGAUCUCGGUACCAACUACAACAUUAGAUAUGCUAGAGGCUCAAAGGAGUCUGAACUCGGUACCAACAACAACAUUAGAUAUGCUAGAGGCUCAAAGGAGUCUGAACUCGGUACCAACUACAACAUUAGAUAUGCUAGAAGCUCAAAGGAGUCUGAACUCCACAUCUGGUAAUUCUCAACAACAACAUUAGAUAUGCUAGAGGCUCAAAGGAGUCUGAACUCCACAUCUGGUAUUUAUCAACAACAACAUUAGAUAUGCUAGAGGCUCAAAGGAGUCUGAACUCGGUACCAACUACAACAAUAGAUAUGCUAGAGACUCAAAGGAGUCUGAACUUCGCAUCUAAUACACGAUUUAAAUAUUAACAUGGUACUUCGGCAGCUUAAAGUGCCCUUAAAUGUGGAAAAAGCUCUUUUUGAAACUUCAUCCAUCAAUUAUAUAUAUUAGAGGUGUUCACAUACCAAGCCUAAACUGGUUAGUUUGUGUGUUUUCAUCAAUUAAAACCAAUGAAAACUUAUUAAGCCCCUUAUUGAAAUAAAAUCUUUUUGGAACACCAUGCAGAAACAAAAGCAGAGUAGAAGAUUUUUAAAAAUUGGCCAAUCAGAAUCCCUGGUGGCCAUGUUUUUCAUCCAAUUAAUACCAAAUGAGGGUAAUAAGUAGAAGACCUUCCAUACAUAAUUUGGAAAAUGUUUGCUAAGAAUUUUUUGGAAGAGUUUCUAUAUAUUAUUCUUACCAAGUUUAUUCCAAACUAGUUUAGUGGUUUCAGACAGGAAGAAAAUUUAAAUUGUUUAAUGAUGGUGGGACAGGUGAUGACUAUAGCUCAUAUUGCCUUAUGGACCAGGUGAGCUAAAAAAAAA
This is a messenger RNA of Mytilus californianus (California mussel), 1485 nucleotides long. Its product is annotated as hepatitis A virus cellular receptor 1-like. The transcript is spliced from 5 exons. NCBI's taxonomy places the organism in Eukaryota, Metazoa, Mollusca, Bivalvia, Mytilida, Mytilidae. The record is from RefSeq and is a predicted model, not a curated record. Bases 252 to 821 code for a protein of 189 amino acids.